AUGCUAGAAGGGGUUGCCAUUAAUGAAGAGCCCAAGCUAUACACACUGGACUCGGAAAACGUGAUUGCGUUUCUAGAAGACUAUGACCGGGAGCGUGUAUUGCUUCUAACAAAAUCGUGUACAGAAGAUGGUACGGAGUUCGAGCGCAAUUUUCGCAAAGCGAUGAAGAGUCAACGGUCAGAUGUGAUAUUCGCCAUGUUGAAUAGUGAUGUGGACGAGCACUCACUGGUCCUGGACGAGUUGCACUUGGAAGAAAGAGCACUCUACCGGCCCUGUGUUACAUGGGUCUGCCCACUGAGCGACUCAUCUGUGGGAUAUAUCGAAUCCGUGCUACGAUCAUUGCUUGAAUCAGAAUCAGAAGAAGAAUCUGACGAGUCAGUACAGACCGAAAUUUCACUGCUUAAGGAUAUGGUCGACUCACUCUUGAACCAAGAAAAUAGGGAACUCAAGGACAAUAAAGAUAACUGA
This is a messenger RNA of Cooperia oncophora, 468 nucleotides long. The record is from the annotation of a GenBank genome assembly. NCBI's taxonomy places the organism in Eukaryota, Metazoa, Nematoda, Chromadorea, Rhabditida, Trichostrongylidae.